AUGCCAUCAGGAGAGGAACGAUUGGCUGAAAUCUCCAAUGAAGAACAAGAAGUAUUUGUCACUGAGUCUCGUGAACUAUAUGUGGAAGUGUCCUCCGUUUUGAAUGUGAGUCCUAAGAUGGACACUAGUGUCUUCCCUAUAUCCAGAAACACGCCGGUGGAGAGAUCCAUACAGCAAGCAAUUGAAAGUUUGAAUAAUGAUAAACUAGCACUUCUCACUUCGAAGGGUAAUGAGGUCAAAAAGCUUGUUGCAAUUGUGGAGCAGAUAAAGCAGAAGGGUCCUAAGGAUUUGCAGCAGUUAAACCGGCUUUCACUGCUGCCAUCACUUAUAAACCCCAGCUAUGCAUCGAAACAUAGUAUAGCUAACAUUCAAGCAUUUUUUGGAGACGAGAUUGAAAUGGGAGAUCAAGAGAAGGCAGCUAGAAAAGAGAUCCAGGGCCACAAGGUGUACGACAUUCCUUGUUUGAGCAUCCUACUAUUCGAAACUCCCCAGUUCGACCCAAGAUUCCCUUUCACCAACCAGACAAAGCACUGUGCUCAGAACUACGUUGACUACCACAAGUGUGUUAACGUGAAAGGCGAGGAGUUCGAGCCAUGUCAGAUCUUCUUCAAGACUUUCACCUCCUUGUGCCCAGUCGACUGGGUCGAAAAGUGGAAUGACCAGAGAGAAGCUGGCAAGUUCCCAAUCAAACUCGAUUAG
Candidozyma haemuli is the source of this 699-nucleotide messenger RNA. RefSeq lists its product as uncharacterized. Lineage: Eukaryota; Fungi; Ascomycota; Pichiomycetes; Serinales; Metschnikowiaceae. The transcript is spliced from 2 exons. Gene Ontology annotation, molecular function: nucleic acid binding. Bases 1 to 699 code for a protein of 232 amino acids. Gene Ontology annotation, cellular component: mitochondrion; respiratory chain complex IV. The record is from RefSeq and is a predicted model, not a curated record.